Molecule: messenger RNA, 1364 nt
Organism: Python bivittatus (Burmese python)
Lineage: Eukaryota; Metazoa; Chordata; Lepidosauria; Squamata; Pythonidae
Gene: BOLL
Product: boule RNA binding protein
Biological process (GO): positive regulation of translational initiation; 3'-UTR-mediated mRNA stabilization
Cellular component (GO): cytoplasm
Molecular function (GO): protein binding; mRNA 3'-UTR binding; translation activator activity
Source: RefSeq, a predicted model, not a curated record
AUGGAGCCUGAUUCUUCGCAGACUGCAAAUCAGAUGCAAACUGAUUCUUUGUCUCCAUCUCCUAAGACUGUGUCACCAGUGCCUUUAAAUAACCCUACAAGUGCCCCAAGAUUUGGAACAGUCAUCCCCAAUCGCAUCUUUGUUGGAGGAAUUGAUUUUAAGACUAAUGAGAAUGACCUAAGGAAAUUUUUUUCCCAGUACGGCUGUGUAAAAGAAGUAAAAAUAGUAAAUGACAGAGCUGGAGUAUCAAAGGGGUAUGGGUUUGUCACAUUUGAAACUCAGGAAGAUGCACAAAAAAUUUUACAAGAGGCUGAAAAAUUAAAUUAUAAAGAUAAGAAACUGAACAUUGGUCCAGCAAUAAGAAAACAACAAGUAGGGAUUCCUCGAUCCAGUAUAAUGCCAGCAGCUGGAACAAUGUACUUGACUACUUCAACUGGAUAUCCAUACACAUACCAUAAUGGAGUAGCUUAUUUUCAUACUCCUGAAGUUACUUCUGUUCCACAGCCAUGGCCUUCACGUUCCAUUUCUAGUUCUCCUGUGAUGGUAGCUCAGCCAAUUUAUCAACAACCAACAUAUCACUAUCAGGCUCCAACACAGUGUCUUCCUGGACAAUGGCAAUGGAGUAUUCCCCAGUCGCCCGCUUCUCCCACUUCGUUCUUUUACCUUCAUCCUUCUGAAAUUACUUAUCAACCAUUGGAAAUUGCACAGGAUGGUGGAUGUGUCCCUCCUCCUCUUUCCCUAAUGGAAGCUGCAGUUCCAGAGCCAUAUACUGAUCAUGGAGUUCAAGCGGCGUAUCACCAAGUUUAUGCUCCAAGUGCCAUAGCCGUGCCAGCCCCUGUGAUGCAACCAGAGACUGUUAAAGAAGCUAGGAUACAUUCUGUCAGAAGAAAUUUUUCUCAUCCUUCAUCUAUGAGCUUGAAGCCUCGAUAUGCACGAACUCCUCAUUUUCACCCUAGAAAAGAUUACAGAUCAGAUGACACUAUGCUCAGUACCUCUUCUUCUACAGACUCUGUUAAAUAAAAUGUUAGGUAUCUACCAAAUAUGUUAACUCUUAAAGGUAUGUAAUUUUGUAGCAUCUUAUAUUUGCUGAAUACAAAAUUCCUCACUUUUGUAAGGGUACUAAAAAAACCCUUGCUCUUAUGAACAUAAAGUUAGUAAACAUAAACUGCAGGAUAAAAAUCAUGGUUACUGUUAUCAAUUGGUAUACUAUGGUGACACAGACCAGUAAUUUGUAAUAUGCAGACUGUGCAUAUAUUGCUUAUUUUAAACAAUAAAUUUUAAAACCUGCAUCUUUGUAUUAUAAGACAAGCCUAGCAUUCAUCUUCAUCUGAUAAAUUACAAGGGUGAUCUAUUAAAACAGCAAA